AAGCGAUUCUUUAAAGUAAUUAGCUUUAAUAAUAUUUAUAAUACUAAUUACUUUAAGCUCCCUCUUUUUAAAGUUACUAAUACGUUCGGCCUUAUUAAUAACGAGAAACUAAAGGGUUUUUAG
Molecule: messenger RNA, 123 nt
Organism: Colletotrichum abscissum
Lineage: Eukaryota; Fungi; Ascomycota; Sordariomycetes; Glomerellales; Glomerellaceae
Exons: 2
Source: RefSeq, a predicted model, not a curated record